Molecule: messenger RNA, 3530 nt
Organism: Neoarius graeffei (lesser salmon catfish)
Lineage: Eukaryota; Metazoa; Chordata; Actinopteri; Siluriformes; Ariidae
Gene: nt5dc3
Product: 5'-nucleotidase domain containing 3
Exons: 14
Coding region: 127-1773 (548 amino acids)
Molecular function (GO): 5'-nucleotidase activity
Source: RefSeq, a predicted model, not a curated record
AAGGGCUUGUGUUGUAAAUAUAUAAAUAUUUCGGCAAAUCUGGAGCUGUGGUCAGACUUUCACACAUGUAGCUCAUUCAAACAGUUCUCUGGUGAAAACGACGCUUCAGCGGGAUAAAAUAAAAACAUGUCGGUCUCGUCUUUGCUCCUUUCUCGCCUGGUCAGGGUCAGAAAGCUGUUUAAACGCUCUCAGACUUUAUAUUCAGCGUGUGGAGACUCGGCUCUCAGCUCCAGCGGGGUGAAAUGUCACUCAGUCCCGGGACACACGCUGUCAGUGGCCGGCUUGUCCACCAGACACACAGGAGGAGACACGACUGACUGGCUGUGGUCUGUUUACAAUGAGACCAAACAGCAAACUGAAGAUUUAAUCCCAGCAAUCUUGAACAACUUUGUAAAUCCGGACACUAUUUUUGCCAACAACGAGAUGAGCUUGCAGGACAUUGAGAUCUACGGUUUUGACUACGACUACACCUUGGCCUUUUACUCCAGCCACCUUCACACUCUGAUCUUCAACGUGGCUCGAGAUAUUCUUAUCCAACAGCACAGGUACCCAGAUGGCUUGAAGAACUAUAACUACAUUCCUAAUUUUGUGGUUCGGGGGCUGCACUAUGAUGUUCAGAAGGGUUUACUGAUGAAGAUAGAUGCUUUUCAUUACAUCCAGCAAGGAACAGUUUACAGGGGUCUUCACCCUGUACCAGACAAAGAAGUCAUUGCUAUGUAUGAGGGCUCCCAUGUACCUCUGGAAAUCAUGAGUGACUUUUAUGGCAAGAGUUCCCAUGGACACACGAUGAAACAGUUCAUGGACAUCUUCUCCCUGCCAGAGAUGACCCUGUUGUCAUGUGUCAAUGAUUACUUCAUGAAGCACAACAUUGACUAUGAGCCUGUGCAUCUCUACAAAGAUGUCAAGGAAGCCAUAAGAGACGUCCAUGUGAAGGGAAUCCUGUAUCGAGCCGUGGAGGCAGAUAUAGAGAAGUAUAUCUGUUAUGGUGAACAGACCCAUGGGGUUUUAAAAAAGCUUUCAGCAAAUGGAAAGAAAAUGUUUCUAAUCACCAACAGCCCCCUGGAUUUUGUAGAUCGGGGAAUGAACUACAUUGUUGGAAAAGACUGGAGGGACCUAUUUGAUGUUGUCAUAGUGCAGGCUGACAAGCCAAGUUUCUUCAACGACCGUAGAAAGCCAUUCAGACGAGUUACUGAUAAAGGAGUGUUGCUAUGGGAUAGAAUUCAUCACCUGGAGAAGGGGCAGAUUUAUAAACAGGGAAACCUGUAUGAGUUCUUGAGACUCACUGGCUGGAGGGGCUCGAAGGUUUUAUAUUUUGGAGACCACAUCUACAGUGACCUUGCUGACCUGACCUUGAAGCAUGGCUGGAGGACAGGGGCCAUCAUCCCUGAGCUACGCAAGGAGAUCAAGAUCAUGAACACGGAGGAAUAUGUACAUACCAUGACCUGGCUGCAGAGUCUGACCAACCUGCUGGAGCAGAUGCAGGUGCAUCGAGACGCUGCGUCACAGUCAGUGAUUCAGCAGUGGAUCAAAGAGAGGGAGGACAUGAGGUCCCAGGCAAAGAACAUGUUCAACAGCCAGUUCGGUAGUCUGUUCCGCACGUUUCACAACCCGACAUAUUUCUCCCGCCGCCUCUCGCGCUUUGCGGACAUCUACAUGGCCUCCAUUAGCUGCCUGCUCAACUACGACCUGCAGCACACGUUCUAUCCGCGCCGCACACCACUUCAACACGAGGCCCCGUUCUGGCCGGAGCAGUCCAGCACAGCUGCCGUUUAAUACUCCCUUCCAGAACCAAUGCACAGGCUCGGACUAGAGCACGAGUAACAUCUCCUGGUUUUAUUAUAUAGUAUAAAACUUUUAUUUAAUAUACAACAGCAUUGCAGAUGCUGUCAAUAAUUUGGCAGUGGCCCAGUUGAUCUGAGCAGAUUGAUCAGCUACAUACUAGUGUUGAUAGUGAUUGUAGCUAGUGAAGAAACAGACAUCUACUCAAGUAGAGAUGUAGGUUUUACCAUUGUAUUUGGGGGAAAAAAAAAAAGAAGGGUUGCAUGUUUUUCUCAGUAUCUGUUUAAACACUAGGGCUCAGCCGUACUCAGGCUAACAAUCAUGGCACAUGUGACAUAUCGUAGUGGGCUAUUGUCUCCCAUCUGUAAAAUGCUGUAGUGCUUCAGUAUUUUAAGAUGCCAGUACCUUAUUUUUAUAUUUGCAACAUGGUGAAUUCUAUUUGUUUUAGUGUUGAGUGACUUGUCUGGAUACAAAUAUUUUUGGAUUUCCCCCACCAACUGUUUUUAUUGAGUUUUUAUUUAUUUUCUUUUAACCUAGAGAUUUUAAAAUUGGUGGUGAGGGAGUUUAUUUACAUUAUCCACAUCCUCCCUUGUGUAUUUGAUGCGCAAAAAUUAUGUAAAAAUGCAUAUAAAGGUUUCCGAUUCAGACCAACUGUAGAAAGUAGAUGAGGCAUUGUAUGCAUUUAAAUAGCUUUUGUGAUGUUCACUGAUUUAGUAACAGCCUGAUGUUUUUAUACAUAAAAUACUGUAUUCUAUUUUUUUUUUUUUUAAAUCACUUGAACAACUCAUUGACCGUAUGUGAUGUAUCUGGUUAAAGCAGCUGUUGCUCAGUUAAGUGACCAAUAUAUUAUUUGAUGUGAUGUUACCAGCUUUCAAUAUCAGGCAGUAUAAAUAAGUGUAUUGUAAUGUAUUGAAAAGCAUCUUUGCACUGAAUUUUCAUCCUGACAUGACUUAAAUCAUUAGUCCAUUUUUGUAUCUGCACAUAUGCAGAAUUAGUUUGUGUGUAUGUGUGACAAUUAUUUAUAUAUAUAUAUAUAUAUAUAUAUAUUAUUUUUUAAAUGAAUGGAAGUGCACUGAACUGAAAUAAUUGACUACACUAUUCUGUAGCUCUUCUAAUUACACUAUGUUCAGAGUUUAUUGUAUUUGCUUUGUGAUGACCUUUUAUUUGACGUCACUUGUGAUUUAUUAUUUAUUAAACACUUUCAUGGGAUAUUUAUGUAUUCCUAACUUAAGCACAUCAGUAUCAAAAUUGCAGUUUAUCUGUAGUUUACAGUUAAAUUUGUGGCUGUUUUUUUUUUUUUUAUGAUUUACUCUGGAGUUCCUUUCAUUUAAUAAGCUGUACUGAAACUCAGUGUAAGUUGUAUCUGUUUGGAUUUCAGGUAAUAAACAGUACAGCUGCUUUUAUUUUUGUUUAUCAGAGAUCGGAUGAUACCCAGGUUUCCAUUUAUUGAAUUCUAAUUUCCAUUGUGACUAAGUAGGCAAAGUAAGUGUGGAUUAAAUAUGGAAUAAAUCAUAAUACAAGCUACAUAAAUUGCAGGAUGCUCUGAACUGAUUGUUUUCCUACAUCACCAUGUCCCAAUUUGUUUUAUUCUUCUUACACUACAACAAAUUACCAAUGAUUCCAAUUAUUUCGUCAUUAAAGAAUGACACCGUACCUUUUAUCCAUUUACAGUUACAUUUUAAUUUUGUGGAAUGUCCAAAAACAGUUUAUCAUUUGUGUUAUAGUAGCUAUAAAUGGUUGUUCCCUCACCA